GCCCGCUUCGAUCGCGGCCGCGCGCCACCGCGAAGCGCUCUCCUCCCCGACCGCACCGCGUCCACGUCGCCGGGAAGGCGUCGAGCGAUGAGCGCCGCCGCUGCAUCGGCGACGGCGACCAAUGUCGCCGUCGUCGGAGGCGGGAUAACGGGGGCCGUAUGCGCGUCGCUGCUGGCCGCGCGCGGCGUGGCCGUGACGCUCUUCGAAUCCGGCCGCGGGGCCGGUGGACGCAUGGCGCAGCGGAGGGAGGUGAUGGAGGACGGCGCGGAGCUGCGUUUCGACCACGGCGCGCCCUACUUCACCGUGAGCAACGACGAGGUUGCUCGUGUCGUAAGCGGGUGGGAGGCGCGUGGACUCGUCGCUGAGUGGAAGGCCAUGUUCGCGUGCUUUGAUCGGGAGACCGGAAAAUUCACAGACUUUGAGAAGGAGGAAACAACUAAGAAGUAUGUGGGAGUACCAGGCAUGAACUCAAUAUGCAAAUCACUCUGCCUAGAGGAUGGUGUGGUGGCCAAAUUUGGUGUCACCAUUGGCAGGAUGGACUGGGUUCAAGAUAAGAGUUCAUGGUCACUUGCUAGUUUGGAUGGGGGAGAUCUUGGCCAUUUUGAUUAUGUUGUAGCAACAGAUAAGAAUAUAGCAUCACCAAGAUUUUCUGGGUUAACUGGAAGACCACCUCCUCUUGAUUGGUCAUUGCUUCCACAAUUGUCAGUAAUGAUUCAGGAUAUCCCUAUCCGCCCCUGUUUUGCUCUUAUGUUAGCAUUCUCAGAGCCAUUGACUAAGGUACCUGUUCAAGGUUUCUCGUUCAAUAAUUCUGAUUACCUAAGCUGGGCAUUUUGUGAUAGUAGUAAGCCAGGACGUGCUCGUGUGCCACUUAACAGUCAGUCUUGGGUAUUGCAUUCAACAGCUGAGUAUGCUUCCAAGGUAAUCAAUAAUAUUGGUCCACGGAAACCUUCAGCUGAUGCCCUUGCUAAGGUGGCAGAGGAGUUGCUCAAAGAAUUUCAGGCUACAGGAUUGAACAUUCCACAGCCAAUCUUUAUGAAAGCCCACAGAUGGGGGAGUGCUUUCCCAGCCACCGCUACAAGUGGAGACGACAAGUGUGUUUGGGACAAGAGCAUGAAAUUGGCCAUUUGUGGAGAUUUCUGCACAAGUCCAAGUGUGGAAGGAGCAGUUCUUAGUGGCAUGAGAGGAGCAUCCAAAAUACUGGGGUGUUUAAACUUUCCAUCGGGGUUGUGAGUUGUGUCUAACCUAUAAUUCUUCUGUUUCCUCCUUGGUUUCUAUUUAUGUGCAUCUAUUUUACAGAAACAGUGGAUCAAGCCCCAAGUGAGAGUUGAGGGCCAUACUGUUUACUGGACAAUUUGUUAUGAAAUAAGAAAUCAGUAAUGAUGGCAAUAUUUGCAUGUAUAUGUUCUUUUUCUGAAGGUUAUUUGUUUUAUUCCCUGUUCCAUAUCAUAUAGAAAAGCCAGGUUGGUACCAUUGAAACUUUGAAAGUGCCUUUUCUCUGCUGGCCUACUAUGUCAUGGACUAAAACACACUAACUACAAGUCUAGUUUGUUUGCCAGACUGAACCCUGUUGACGAGAUGAAAUGCAUAAUGGUACUGUAAUAAAGCCAUACACUAACCACUCUUGUUUUUUGGUGGUGUAUCAUGGUAUUACUAGGGGAUUAGGAAUCAUACUUGUCAUCCAAGUG
This is a messenger RNA of Oryza brachyantha (malo sina), 1685 nucleotides long. Its product is annotated as renalase. Gene Ontology annotation, molecular function: oxidoreductase activity. The transcript is spliced from 9 exons. NCBI's taxonomy places the organism in Eukaryota, Viridiplantae, Streptophyta, Magnoliopsida, Poales, Poaceae. Bases 88 to 1230 code for a protein of 380 amino acids. The record is from RefSeq and is a predicted model, not a curated record.